CCUAAAUCACUACAUCUGGGCCCAUCGCAAGCCCAGAAACGCAAAAGACAGCAAAGGCAGAGCACCAAGUUGGGCAGGAUAUAGGGGUAUAUCUACAGUGUCCGACACAGUGCCACACGGUCCUCUUCUCUCCCACGCAGCUCGUCCAAUAAGCGUCUCGUCCACUUCGACUCACUUACCUUCCUCGGUUGGCAUGAACCUAUAGGCACAAGGCCGCCAACGGUUCAACUUCCGUCGCUAUCCUCUUUAAAAGCGGACGCAACGCGACGACCAUGUCAGCCGUGCCGUCGCCUCGCGAGUUCACCACGUCCGUGAUCGACGCGCUGGCCAGCGUCUGCGGCUCCGGCUCCUCGACCUCGGCCGGGGCCGGGGCCGGCAACCCGCUGCAGCGCGUGCCCGCAGCGUGCCGGCCGCUCCUCACCACGCUCUACGCGCUGUACCCGCUGACGCUGCUGCCGGCGCUCGACUUGCUCGACCGGCGGCUCGCGACGCGCGUCGUCGUCGUCGGCGCUGGCGCUGACGCUGACGCCGACGCCGCGCGCCCGCCCUGCUUCUACAUCGUGCGCUCAGCCCUGCCGCCGUCGCGCCGACGACCCCGCCACCCCCCCGCCGCCGCCGGCGGUCCGCGCUACGUCGUCCGCCCCGACGCCUGGAACUGCACGUGCGCGGCCUUCGCCUUCGCCGCCUUCCCGCGUCGCGCCCCCAGCCCCUACGUCAUCGAGGACCCCGGGCUGCGGAUGGGCUGCGGAGCGGGGGUGGAACCGGACGAAGAAGAAGAGAGAGAGGAGGAGGGGACGUGGCAGUUCGGCGCGCUGAGCUCCGACGGCAGGCCCGGCCGCGGUCCGCGCGACGCCGCCGUGCCCUGCUGCAAGCACCUCCUGGCCUGCGUGCUCGCGGAGCGGUGCGGCCUCGGCGCCCCCGCGUCCGGCCUCGUCCCCGAGCGCCGCGUCGCCCCCGACGAGGCCGCCGGCUGGGUCGCCGAUAUAUGAUAUCGGAUACCGCCUUCUGCGCAGGCGGGUCGCGUGCCCAGCAGACCCGGCCGCCUGAAUCCCCGGUAUGGGCUGCGGCUAUGUAUAGCGGGAUCUGUAAGUAGUGUGUGCAUAAAGUAUCUACGGAGCGGGUGGACAAGGUACUACGCCCCACCAUCAUACUAUAGGACUGUUUCUUACUAGUUUUCUCCACGAUCUACAACGUGAUGGCUUAGUGGGUGUGUGCUCACUCGCCUUAUUUUGUUACAUCAUCUGAUCUCUCGUCACCUUUUCCGACGCCUGCGACCGCUCUCUUCCUCACCCCAGCACUAAUGGGAUGUGUGUAUAAUCAUGGUGUUUAUAACGAUCUCGUCCGCAGAUCCGACUGACGAACCGGGUAAACCCGACCAGUCCGAAUUUGCUUUCUAUGAAAUUACCUAGCUUCUACUCAUAAUCAUGGGGGGUAGGGA
This is a messenger RNA of Durotheca rogersii, 1438 nucleotides long. RefSeq lists its product as uncharacterized. Bases 273 to 989 code for a protein of 238 amino acids. The record is from RefSeq and is a predicted model, not a curated record. Lineage: Eukaryota; Fungi; Ascomycota; Sordariomycetes; Xylariales; Xylariaceae. The transcript has a single exon.